This is a messenger RNA of Clunio marinus, 306 nucleotides long. The record is from the annotation of a GenBank genome assembly. Lineage: Eukaryota; Metazoa; Arthropoda; Insecta; Diptera; Chironomidae.
AUGGAGAAGCUCAUUGUAGGGCGAAAUCUUAUAACCAGCAGUUUGAGCUUACGCUAUCUUUUAUCGCAUGAUGUCGGUUCAAGGAAAGGAAGGAAAGAAAUUAAGAAGGUCACGCAAGGGCAAAGCAUGGAGAAAAUUCAUUGUGAAAUCUCGCUUUUAUGGAGGUACGGGCUGUGCUCCACUUUUUAUCAUCAUCAUCAUCAUCAUAUGAUUGCUUCAAAAAAAAUUUCAAAUACUAGCAAUGGAGAAAUUAACAUUGUAACACGGUCAGCAUUAACCGACCUUACAGCAGCUGUUGAUGCAUAA